This is a messenger RNA of Suillus fuscotomentosus, 3259 nucleotides long. RefSeq lists its product as uncharacterized. Bases 168 to 3206 code for a protein of 1012 amino acids. The transcript has 9 exons. The record is from RefSeq and is a predicted model, not a curated record. Gene Ontology annotation, molecular function: protein kinase activity; ATP binding. Lineage: Eukaryota; Fungi; Basidiomycota; Agaricomycetes; Boletales; Suillaceae. Gene Ontology annotation, biological process: protein phosphorylation.
GACGACGACGACAGCUGAAACGACCCAGAGGCCCUUUGACCGAUUCUCAUUCGCACUUGCACCUUAAUUACUUCAACAAACUGGAUAUUCGCACUUCUCAACGACCUUGUCUAAAGGGUUGGUGACAAUCGAUCCAAUAAACUGGACCAGUUAUUGUUGCCGUGGACAUGGUUCAACGCCGUUCACCACAUAGAGUCUCGUUUCCUCCGAAUAGCAAUAAUCUGGCGCGUAGACAGUACUCGCUCCGCCAUACCUCCGCUGCCAAACGCGCUCUUGCUUUCGUGAAUAGAUUCCAGCGUUCCUCGGCUAAUUCCCACACGGUGGGCGCGUCCCCACCGUCAUCUUCAGACACUACUGUUGAUUCGCGUCCCAUACUGGCUACAUUACAGCCCAAUUUGCGACGGCUGCCAUCCCGUCAGUAUCUUUUGAUGAAAAAUACCAUUCGAGAUGUGAGUCAAAAUCUUGACGUUCCUAUUGGUUCAAAAAGGAAACGCGUCGCGUCGGUUAAUGAAAACAUGUCUGGAUGUCGGCCCCCGCGUGGGGCUCCAAAACUGAAGAAGCUCAAAGCUUCAUCGAUCCGGGACUCAUCCAGCGAAGAACCUAGUGACAUGGAAAUUGAUGUUCCUGGUCGCUGGAAUGUGUCUGACGCUUCUGAGAUUGACUGCGAUGAAGAAGCAUCGGAUGAGUUUCUGAUCAAUGAAGCAUCCUUGGGCCAGCUCAAACGUCGUCGAAAAGACGAACUUCUUCAGUUGUACACUGCAGCGGGUCUAUCAGACGAUGCGCACAACCUCACAAAGCUGGAGCUCGCAGAAGCAAUUAUUGCAGCGCGAGAUGAUAUCGUAUCAUUACCUCCCUCAUCUCCUGGGCGGGAUGCGAGCGACUGCUCCUCAGACGAGGGAAACGCAGCAGGCGGCGAGGAAACGGACGCUGGAACCAGAUAUCGAGUUCCCCCGGGUCUGCGGCGUCGUGCUACAGUUCACUUGGCUACAAAUCAGGCGAAUUUGCGCUUCUUGAAAACACGUAGCUUAUCCGUUGGCCAUAUCAACGCAAGUCACUCAUGUCCUGACGAGCUACCAGUUGCAUGUAAGACUAAUGGUGCUGUCGCCCUGACACGACGGACAACUAGGUCUACAUCCAGCCGAUCUUCGCCUACACCAAGUUCUUCCAAUCAACUCCCAUCCCCUCCUGCUACGAGGUUGCGUGCUCGUAAAGUAUCCGCUGAGGUUGUCGUUCCCCGUGCCUCUACUAGGAGCAAGGGCAAGGGCAAACAAGUCGAAUUCAGCGAAGAUGUCAAGAUCGCUGAAUCUGCUGCAUUGGGCGAGGAGAGCGAGCUCACCGAUCUCACUGAGCUGGAUGAGAAGAUUGCAUCGGGCUCACCCAGUCCUCGUCGGCUGCGAAGUCAGGAGAAACGUGGUGGAAUUAGCGAUGAUCAGGAAUCUGAUACGCCAAAGCAACGGGGAAGAUCUAGACGGCAGACUUCGAGAGGGGAGGAGGUAGAAGAUAGUUUAGAGGACGAGGAAGAGGUCGAUGAACUUAUCUCAUCUCCAUCUCCUACUCCGCCACCCAUGCGAUGUCGAGCAACCCCCGCGAAAAGACGUCUUCGCUCACGCAGACUACAAACACAUACUCCCCCAAGCGACGGAGGGGAAGGUGAUGAUGAAGAGGAAGCUGAUGAGGAACAAGUCGAAGAGGGCGUGGAGGAGGAUGGCUCGAGCAUGGAUGAUGACGAGCAGUCAGAGCAGUCAGAGGAUAGUCGAGAUGCGGACGGAGAUGAUGAUGUAUAUGUGGAGGAAUGUACGUCACCUCCGCCAACAACUACUCCACGGAAGCUCCGCAACGGGAAGGUGGUUGGGGAGGAAUGCCAAGAGGAUACGCCUGGUGAAGACGAGGAGCAAGAUGGUAACGAGUCAGUUGACCUAGAGGCUGAGGAUAUUGACAUCGACGCUGAGGGGGAUGAGGAGGAGACAGAGGAGAUCGAGGAGAUUGAUGAAGCUAUAGACGGAGAUGACUUCGAUCUCGCUGUGGCCACCAAGAAGACCCUUCUCCGUAUGCGUCGUGAUAACCUUGUCCGGAUGUGCGAGACUCGGGAUCUGGAUGUUGCUGGUACGAAGCCUCAACUCGCACGGUCGCUCCUUCAGUGGCGAGAUCAACGAACAAGCGAGUUCUCUUCGCCAUCCUCCACAGGCACCAUUCGUCCACCGUCAACCGCUCACCAUCGUGCUAAUGGCCGGAGAAAGGCCAAGAGCCGCAGCCAAAGCAAUACACCUCCGGUCCUCUUACGCUCCCAUCGAAUUCAUCAAGACGCACCACGCACUCCUUUCUCAGGCGAGAACACGAGUCAGCCAGAGCCAGAGCUAGAAUUGGAUCUUGAAAGCCUAGGUUUAGAAGAUCGAGAAAUUCCGCCUGACAAACUCACAAAACUGGAGAAGAUUGGAAGUGGGGGCUUCAAGGACGUAUUCAUCGGCAAGUUCAAGGGUAGACGGGUCGCCAUCGCGGAAUUUCGAGAUCAGCUCAAUUCAAUGGAUAUCAAAGAACUCAAACUUCUCGGUGGUUUUGAUCAUCCGAAUAUAGUCCGCUUCCUUGGCGUCAGCAUACCGGAGAACACACGCGAGACACCCGUCAUGAUAGUAAGCGAACUUUGCUCAAAUGGCGAUCUCUUCGACUACAUUCGCAAUGUUCCUGCUCCGUCCCUGAAAAAAUUGAGCAUCAUGCUGGAUGUUGCGCGUGGCAUGGAAUACCUUCAUAUGCGCAAGCCUUCGGUCAUCCACAGAGACUGCAAAUCGUCCAACAUCCUCAUUACUUCUCGCGGUACGGCUAAGAUUGCAGACUUUGGUCUGGCCAAAGUGAAGCAGUCCACGCGGUCCAUGGUUCGCAGUCUAGUCGGCACUGUUAACUGGCAAGCUCCCGAGCUUUGGCAUGCACAUCCCAAAUACAACCACAAAGUCGAUGUCUUUUCGUGCGCCAUGGUGUACUGGGAAAUGUUUCAAUGGCAUGUACCCAACAAGAAGUUCCCCUGGGAGGGAAUGAAUGAGCAUGCCAUUUACGAUAUCGUUGGAACGAAACGGCAGAGACCGUCUAUUACAGGCCUGCGGAAACAAUGGUGUCCAGAAAUUAUUGACCUCCUCGAGCGGAUGUGGGCUCAUGAUCCUAAUGAUCGCCCAACUAUGUCUGAAGUCGUCAAAGAGUUGGAACGCAUUGCCGUUUGAGAUCUCUGGGGCUCUCAAGCGGAGUCAAAUCUUUUAUUCAAUUAUUGUCGGUC